UCUAGCCCGACAGUUCGAGUACGAAAAUAAGGCCAAACAAAAAAAAAAAAGAAAACCAAGAAGAAGAAAAACAGAGCCAGCAAGUGCCCGAAUCCGACGAAUGAAUCAUCUUCGGAUUUUUUUAUGGUCGUCAUACCGCAGAGUGAUUAAAUAUCACUCAUAGAACAAUGUUAAUGCCACGAUAUAUGGGCCUGAACGACAGCACUUCGUCGUCGGUCAAAAAUGCAUCCAGCUCGUCCUCGAGCAGCGGGAGCCCAGCCACCACGGUGGGCGCCCACACCACGGUGGCCGCCCACACGAAGAUGCGUCUGCUGAACAAAGUGGAGCACAACAUGCGUCAGAGCCAAGGUCAGAGCCAGAACAUCAACAGCCUCAUCAGCACGGCCGCAAGCGGUAAUGGAGUUGUGGGCGAUGUGGACGGCCUACUGAUGCCCAUGCGCAUUACAGAGCACCAUUCGCCGCCACCAGCAGACAUGCUGACGGGCCCAGGGGUUGGUGUGGGUGGGGCCGGGGCCAAGAACGAUGUUGUUGUCCACACAAACUCGCGGCCCGAGCGCAACCUGUGGAGCCGGCCCGAGAUGCUGGAAAUGCUGAGCAUCAUGCAGAACAUUAAUGCACUAGAGAGGCUGCACGAUCGGAAUACGAAGAGCGAGCACGUGUUCCGGCAGGUCGAGAUGAUAAUGCGCAGCAAGGGCUACGUGAAAAAGUCGAGCAUUCAGAUCUGGACCAAGUGGAAGUUCCUCAAGUCCACCUACAACACAACGACGCGGUAUGGCACUGGAGUGCCCAAGGUUGUGCCCGAGGAGGUCUAUCGCGUCCUCUGCCGCAUGUUGGGCGGCGGCGAUGGUCACAAUGUCAGUGGCAGCAUCAGCGAAUGCGGCAACUCCAUGGACAGCUCCAAGACGAUGGGCGAAGAGGAUGAAAUGGGCGUGGAACACCCCAUAUUUGGUUUUCGUCUGGGCCUCGUCAAACCGGAGCCAAUCGAUACAGGCUACGAAACAGCGCCGAAGGACGUGAUAUCCGAGCCAGACUUGGAAGCUUUCAACCACGAGGCGCUUGAUUGCGGGGAUCCCGACUACGUGCCCCACAUGCCCAUCAUUGUGUCGGUUAAGCACGAGCCCGAUAUGGACUUGGGCAUGGACGACACAAACACCCCGCCGCCAACGGCGCCAGCGUCGCCCACUCCGCCGCCAGUUAGCGUGGAACUAAACGCUGAUGAGGAUUCCAAUCACGUGUACACAUCCACGCCAACAAUGCCACCGCUGCGGGUGGCUUCAUUUGCCAAGGAUGAGCUGAAGAGGCCCACACGCGGCAUUCUGCAGAUCGAUCGUCCGCCGCCGUCCCUAACCCAAAUGGGACCGCUUCCAGGGCAACACGACAAGUUGACUCGCUCGAUGGCACUCCAGAGCACGAGCAGCAUCAACUUUGUGCAUCCCACCAGCAAGCUAAUGCUGCCCCGGAAGCAGCCCGGGCGCCUGCCACGUGAGAUCAGUGUCCAGCCGGCGGGCAUGCGCCUCAAGUCGGUACCCAUGCGAGAGACAGGCUAUUCGCUGCGCCCCGAGCGCAUGAUUCCCGAUCUGGGGCAUUCGAUCUCGCCGCCCCAUUCGCCGACGCCAUCGCCCCCCAUCUACUCGCAAAGCACGUUGCGUGGGCCGCCUCCUAGGUACCCCAUGCCACCACAGGCGGAAUCCAUCAGCCGCCAGUCCCAAUUUCAGUCGCAGCAGCAGCCACAGCAGCGGAAGCGGCGCAUGGGCCAGAGCCAGGGCCUGGCCGCACCCCCAGUGCCUGUCAAGCUGCAGCGGAGCUCUAAUGUCAUCGAGUCAACGCCCAAGAAUUCCCGUGCUGCACCCCAGCCCGAAGCUCGGUCCAUGCCAGAGGACGUUCGCAACUCAAAGGAGGAGCAGAAGGAGCGGCGCAAGCGGCAGCAUGAGGAUCUGUUCACCAAGGAGCUCACCCACCUGGCCAAUGGCAUGCGGAAUGCGCAGAAGGAAAUGCUCGAGGACUUCUUCAAGCAGCAGAGGAAGUUCGCCCGGAGCGAGCACCUUUUCCAGAUGAAGCAGGACUCGAUGGUGAUGACGGCACUGCGCAAGCAGACUGAUGCUCUGCUGCAAGUCGCCAACGAGCUGAUAGGGGACAACGCCCCGCCCAAGAUGGAGAAGGUCAAUCGUGAGACUAUUACCGAGGAAAAAACUGAAAAGAAAGAAGAUAAAACUGAGGCAAGCGAAGACAAAGCUGAGGAGAACGAAGAUGGCGAUGGUGGGGAUUCGGAGAACGAAGAGGAUGAGGAAAAUGAAGAUGAAGAGGAUGAGGAAGAGUAUGAUGAUGAGGAAAACAUGAACUUUGAGAGCGAGUUGGACAUGUGCACAAUGGCCAUGUCCGAAUCGGCCAAGAGCCACAGCCUGGAUGAAUCCAGCCAUGGCGACGCUCACAGCGAGGCCGAGUAGUAGUAUAUCCACCCCCCGUAGAUUCCUAGUAUUACCCCCAAAAAUGAUAUAUAGUUUAGUAGAAACCGAUUCAUUCCAAUCGCAUUCCUUAAGUUUACACCCACCCCCUCCUAAACACUAUAUACAUAUUCCUAGAGCCAGGCCCGCGCAUUGUUAAAAGACUUGAUAAUAUUUAAGCAUAAAGAAAUAAUGAAACGAGAAGUAAUUAUAAUUUAAAUGUAUUUAUUGUUCACCGAUUGUCCGUGCCACAAGCAUGGAUCAUCCAAAGUGCUGUAAGGUUAUUGAAACAACAAACACAUACACGCCACACAUAAACGAUACACCACAUAAGUAUGAUAAAGAAUACAUUAUGAAUGAUAUGAUAUUAUCAACAGAAGGAAACAAACCAAUCUUUGUUUAUAAUU
Drosophila obscura is the source of this 2848-nucleotide messenger RNA. RefSeq lists its product as uncharacterized. The record is from RefSeq and is a predicted model, not a curated record. Bases 168 to 2444 code for a protein of 758 amino acids. NCBI's taxonomy places the organism in Eukaryota, Metazoa, Arthropoda, Insecta, Diptera, Drosophilidae. The transcript is spliced from 3 exons.